AUGUCCAAUGAACCAAUGUUUCAGGUCCAAGUGGAUGAAUCUGAGGAUACAGAAUGGAAUGAUAUCCUAAGAAGCCGUGGUAUUAUCCCGGAAAGAGCACCCUCUCCAACUGCGCAAUUGGAAGAAGCACUUGAAGAAGCUUUAGCAAAACAACAUGAAAAUAGAUUAGAGGACAAGGAUCUUUCAGAAUUAGAAGAAUUGGAAGAUGAAGAAGAUGAAGAGUUCUUAGAAAUAUACAAGAGGAAGAGGAUGGCUGAAUUAGUGAAAUUACAAGAGAGAUCAAAAUUCGGUGAUGUUUAUCACAUCAAUAAACCAGAGUACAAUAAAGAGGUUACAAUAGCGAGUCAAGGUGGAGAAAAGCCUGAAUUUAUAGAUAAUACAAACACACAAGCUGUUUACGUAUUUGUUCACUUAUCAUUACAAAGCAAAUUACAGAGCAGAAUACUUUCACAUCUUUUCCAAACUGCUGCAUCCAAAUUUCGUGAAAUAAAGUUUGUAGAAAUACCUGGCAAUAGGGCUAUUGAAAAUUAUCCGGACGAUAAUUGUCCUACUUUAUUAGUGUACUACAAUGGUGAUGUCUUAAAAAAUCUCGUCAGUCUACUAGAAUUAGGCGGUAAUAAAACCACAAUGAAAGACUUUGAAGAAUUCUUGGUUAAAGUGGGUGCUGUUAACGAUAGAGAUGAUAGACUCAUAAUGAAUCAAGAUGAUGAAGACGCGCGUGAAGAGAGGUACGCUAACUAUGCUAAUUCUAAGAGUAUAAGGACUGGUAUUAAAUCAAAAUUUAAUGUCGGAGUUGGUGAUGGUAGUGAUGAUGACGAUUUUUUUUGA
Molecule: messenger RNA, 828 nt
Organism: Kazachstania africana CBS 2517
Lineage: Eukaryota; Fungi; Ascomycota; Saccharomycetes; Saccharomycetales; Saccharomycetaceae
Gene: PLP2
Product: Plp2p
Exons: 1
Coding region: 1-828 (275 amino acids)
Biological process (GO): protein folding
Cellular component (GO): cytoplasm
Source: RefSeq, a predicted model, not a curated record